Messenger RNA from Hemibagrus wyckioides, 1677 nucleotides. RefSeq names its product MRN complex interacting protein (gene mrnip). The record is from RefSeq and is a predicted model, not a curated record. Gene Ontology annotation, biological process: mitotic G2 DNA damage checkpoint signaling. The transcript has 7 exons. Gene Ontology annotation, molecular function: chromatin binding. Gene Ontology annotation, cellular component: nucleus. NCBI's taxonomy places the organism in Eukaryota, Metazoa, Chordata, Actinopteri, Siluriformes, Bagridae. Bases 80 to 1312 code for a protein of 410 amino acids.
GAUUUCCAAACGUCGGAAGAGCUGAUACCAAACGCUACCUAAAACACUAUCCGUCCGAUUAAUAGCUCUUAAUAACAGGAUGGUACAAGAGUUUCACGUACUGAGGUGUUUUUCUUGUCAGACAUUUCAAGUACAACAGGUCAAAAAGAGCAAAAAAUGGACCUGCAAUAUGUGUGGGGAAAAGCAGUCACUUAUAAAAGAAUAUGGCAGAGGUACAGGUGCGGACUGCAGACGGCAUGUACAGAAGCUGAAUUCAUUGCGUGGAGAGCUGCUAGAGGUUGCAAAUGAAAGAGCCAGGACUCAGUGGGAGAAAGACGAGGAGCGUGACGUUAUCGUCGGCUCUGGAAAUGAGACCCAAAGUUGGCAGCAAAAGGAGCACACACAGGCUGUAAGCCGCUGGAGUAAAUAUGUGCACCAGAAAGAGAAUGGGCCAGGAAGUGAGGAGGAUGAAAAUGAGGAGGAAGUGAGAGUUUACACAGACACAGAUCAGCGCCAUCGGCAUCAUAACAUCAGCAGAAAAAGGAAGAAAACCUUUAUUACAGGGGCCGCUUGUGGACGUGACGCUGUUAAUGAAGUUGAGGACACAGACACUGGUCAAUGGGGGGCUGCAAAACGGCCCUCUCAGCCUCGUCGUCAUAAUGGAGCUUUCAAAUCAUCUCUUAAAGUACCUUGCUCUUCAGCAGGAUUCCAACAUGCCAGUACAAGCCAGAGAACUGAUGCUCUUUGUGCUUUUCCAGCUUCAUCACUGGGCUCAAAAGACAUUACCGCAUAUAAUGAUAUAUGUUCCCAGUUCACUGGAGCAAAUAAGCAGUCUUCUGCUGAGUUAAGCACCAAGCCUCAGCAUACAGUUCCCUUAAGCAAUUCCUUUCCAUCAUUCACUCAACAGCGCAGUGAAACUAAAACGGAAGCCAAGGACUCUAAGUGGGCUCGAUUUCUUCCAUCUGUCUGUGUUGAAGACAGGGAUGAGGGAGACACCGAUUUGGAUGUAGAUCACGCAGCGUUGGCUCAGAGCCCAGUGACGCCUGUAGCUACGGUUCCACUUAAAAACACGGGCUGUAUGAGCAGUGGAGGAAGCGAAGGAGCUUUGUUGGAGAAGGUGUUCGGUGUAGGAAAAGUGAUCGAUUUUGAGAAAGUGAGUCACUGCAUGAAUGGAAAUGUGUGCAAACAGCCUGAAAGUCCUACCAUCGCAUCAAGGCCUGUUGGCUCUCAAGAACCUGUGUGUGUUCAGCCACUACCUAUUAAAAGACCACGUCCUGUCUUCUCUUUCAGCACGUUAUUUCAUACAGAUGACGACUUCGAUGACACAUAUUAAUCGUUUGUGUGAUCGAACUAAUGAAAAAAUACCUAGAAAUGAACAAAAAUAACACACUGUGACCAGCCUUAUAUUUUAACCAUAGAACCAGAUAUAUAUGUAAACAUUUUAGAGUAAUUCAGACAUCCUGAGAGUUCUGCAGACAAUUUAUUUGACAGACAAGGCAGGAAAGUGUGUAAAAGUAUUCAAUAUAACAAUUCGUUUUCAUUCUGACUACAAAUAUACCCCAUAGAUUUUCUUUUACAGAACAACUAAUAUCAUGUCUAAGUAGGCAUAUGUUCAUUGACAUUUCUUAAAGUUUACCAGUUUGGAAAGUCAAUGUAAAUAAUUUUGUGAUAUAUAUAUGAUAAAUGCCACUGUGACUG